GCCUCUAACCAAUAGAGUAGCUGUGUUGAGCGGGCUCGCCCAUUGCGCCCCGCCCCCCUCCUUGAGUUGUCCUCGCCGUGCACGCGCGUGGUCCCCCCCAGGUCGCGAGGAGGAGGAGGAGGAGGAGGGAUGAGGCGCGCGGAGGGGAAAUGGCUGCCGAAAACAAGCCGGAAGGGUUGAAAAGGAUAAGGAAUCCAGAGCGGAUGAUUAGAAUCGCCGUGGGAUACACAGGACAUGCCCCUCCCAAGAGUGAUGACACUGACACCAACGGUGAGCCUGGCCAGUUGAAGAUCUACCUACCUAAGAAGCUGUUGGAGUGUUUGCCCAAAUGUUCCUCUCUGCCCAAGGAGCGCCACCGCUGGAACACCAAUGAGGAGAUUGCGGCGUAUCUGAUCACAUUUGAGAAACAUGAAGAAUGGCUGACGACAUCACCCAAGACCAGACCUCAGAAUGGCUCGAUGAUCCUGUACAACAGGAAGAAGGUAAAGUACAGGAAGGAUGGCUACUGCUGGAAGAAGAGGAAAGAUGGGAAGACCACCAGGGAAGACCACAUGAAGCUCAAAGUACAGGGAGUGGAGUGUCUGUACGGGUGUUAUGUCCACUCCUCCAUCAUCCCUACCUUCCAUCGCAGAUGCUAUUGGCUGCUCCAGAACCCAGACAUAGUGUUGGUACACUACCUGAACGUUCCAGCAGUGGACGACAGUGGGAAGCCAUGUGGGCCUGUCCUCUGCUCCAUCAACACAGACAGGAAGGAGUGGGCCAAGUGGAGCAAGGAGGAGCUCAUUGGACAGCUCAAACCCAUGUGUGCCGGGAGUAGCCUGCACCAGAAAUGCUCCACAGCCAAACAUCGCAUUAUCUCCCCCAAAUUAGAAGCAAAGACAGGGACAGGGGAUGGGACAGGGACAGGGUCUGGGACAGGGGCUGGGACAGGGUCUGGGACAGAGGUGCAGAACAGUGAUGUGUCUGAGGGGCAGACAGAGCCCAGUCCUGGAGUUGGGGCCAGGAGCAGAGGAGGGGGGGAGAGGAAGAAUGGUAGGCUGCCCAAACCCUCCCUGCUUCCCCAGAGCAGCAUGGAAGUCUCCUCCACAUCCACCAAUCAGGUGGAGGUUCCCGACACCACACAGAGCUCCCCACUGUCAAUCACCAGCGACAUUACUGCAGACAGUCCCGCCCUCGGCCUGGCCAGCAGCCUAUCACAGAGCUCUGCUGCCGUGUUCAUGUCCGAGGUUGCCACGGUAACAGGGGAUUCCGUGUACACCACAGAACACGCCCACCUGAUUGGCUCCACCCAUGACGCCACCACCACUGGGAUUCUACUGGCUGUUGCCCCGGACACCCAGCGCUUUGAGUUCCCUGGCGGGGUGGGGUUAGCAGAGGAAGGGGGGGAGUUGGUCCUCUCCAGCAGUCUGGAUGCCGGAGGUUCUGGAGUCAACCUUCUUGAGACCAGCAUGAACUUUGACCCAGACUGCUUCCUCAACAACCCCAAGCAGGGCCAGACAUACGGGGGAGGAGGGGGUAAGGCCGAGGGAGGUAGCUGUAAUGGUGAGGGGGUGCUCCGCUGCUCUCCACAGUCACUAACGGCUAACGGCUAUGUAUUCAACGCCACGCUCGUAAACAUCAAGACCGAAGAUACUCCCCUGGAACAGCCGCUGGAUAAUCAGAGCGGGUAUGCUGGCGAGGGGACGGGCCUGAGCCCUAGCACCACACUGGAGCAAAUGGACUUCAGUGCUGUGAUGUCAUCAGCCUGCGCCCAGAGCUUGGCACAGCAGAUACACCAACACUCCCCCAGUCUCUUCUUGCAGGCCUCCCCUAAGACCCCCCUCGCCCAGGCCACCCAGCCCCAGAUCUGUGCCUCUGAGACGGGCCAGGACUCAGGCGAGACCCAGGCUUAUCUGGGCCUACCUACUAUACCACAGACUGACUCUCCAGGCACCAACGGAGACCCUCACACAUACCUCCACCAACCCUCACCAGACCAACAUGGCCACAGUGAGGAAAGCAGCCAGGGGGGUCUAGUGGGGCUGGGUAGCUUUCCUGUAAGGGGGCAGGAGAUGCGAAAAGACCAGCUGAGCACCAGAGGACCUGGGAAGGUGACGUCCCCAGAGAAAGAGACACAGAAGAGGGCAGAGUUACUCCUCAAUCCUGGGGAACAACAUGAGGCCUACAGAAACAACACUGGUGUUGGGAGAGGUGGAGAGCACUACCUACAGCCAACAACCAAGAGUGGGGAGCUGGGGGAGCUGAGGGGGCAGGCGGGGGCAUCAGCCUGGAAGGCUUUGAGGCAUCGUUUGGGAACCAGUUCUCUGACCUCAUCAAUGACUUCAUCUCUGUGGAGGGGGGUGGAGGGGGGGGCGGUGGCCGGGACAGGAGGCAGUGCACUCUACACCCCUGCUCUGAUGCCCCAGGAGGAGGUUGGAGAGGGCCAGGAGGCAGGAGCAGCCCCCAUUCAGGGUUCAGAGGUGGAGCAGGGAACUCUGAGAUUGCUGCCGGAGACGGGGAGGCUGUUUGGGGUGACGGACUACUCCCCCGAGUGGUCUUAUCCAGAGGGUGGGGUGAAGGUGUUGAUAACAGGUCCCUGGCUGGAGGCCAGCAGAGAGUACAGCUGUCUGUUUGAUCACAUCAGUGUCCCAGCUGCUCUCAUACAGCCAGGAGUACUGCGCUGCUACUGCCCUGCCCAUGAAACCGGUCUGGUGAUGCUGCAGGUGGCUAUGGGUGGGGAUGUGAUCUCUUCCUCUGUGGUGUUUGAGUAUAAAGCUCGAGACUUGCCCGCCCUGCCCUCCUCACAACACGACUGGUUGUCCCUGGACGAUACCCAGUUCAGGAUGUCCAUUCUGGAGCGUCUGGAGCAGAUGGAACAGAGGAUGGCUGAGAUAACCAAUCACCAUCAGACCUCCGAAACCACGGCAGCCACGGGGGGAGUUGGAGGAGCAGGAGGCACUGACCACCAGUCCCAGCUCUCCCCAGCCGAGGGUUCAUUUGAGGGCCGUGUGGUGGUGGUGUGUGAGAAGAUGAUGACCCGCCCCUGUUGGGUUUCCUCCAAUCAGCUGAUCCACAGCCGGAGUUCCCGGGGCAUGACCCUGCUGCACCUGGCCGCAGCUCAGGGAUACGCAGGGUUAAUACAGACUCUCAUCCGCUGGCGCACUAAGCAUGCAGACAGCAUAGAUCUGGAAUUAGAGGUGGACCCGCUCAAUGUCGACCACUUCUCCUGCACCCCACUGAUGUGGGCCUGUGCUCUGGGUCAUACAGAAGCAGCGCUGGUUCUGUACCAGUGGGACCCCAGAGCUUUGGCCAUCCCUGAUUCACUGGGCCGCCUGCCACUCAGUAUUGCACGCUCACGGGGACACACUCGCUUGGCCGAGCUACUGGAGCAGCUGCAACAGACUCCUCCUACUCAGAGUCCACCCACUGACACCUGGAUGGACAGGUGGAGCAGCGAAUCGGAGCCCAGUGGACAUAGGGAAAGCCCCGCCCCCAGCUCUAACCCAGACCUAAGGAGAACCAGGACAGAACCACAACAGAGCACCCAGAACCACAGCCAGAGUCAGAGCUGGGCUCACCAGGGCCAACCCCAGUUGCAGGGCCAACACCGGGGGCCACCGGACAACCAGGGAGACCUCCCACCAGCCAAGAGACUCAAACUCAACCCUGAGUCCCAGCAACAGCCAGUCACCCCCCCACGCUCUCAACUACCCAACCUCAGCCCCCUAAAUACUCACCCCCCCAGACCCAGCUCUAACUCCCCAAAUCCCCACUUCCCCAGCCCACCUCUGCAGGGCAGGUUAGGGGGGUCAGGGGGUGGCAGUAGGUAUAGCUUGAGGCAGGCUCUUGGGAGGCGGAGUUUGGCCAGGAGGAUUCUGGGAAAGGAGAGACUGGCCAAUCAUUUGCGUCAGAGGGGCGUAUCCACCAGGGGGGAGGAGCCAGAACUGCUGACCUAUCAGGAGAACAGUGAAGACCUGCAGAUGAACAUGAUGAUGCUGGCAGAACACAUCAUGGAGGCCACUCCUGACAGGAUCAAACAGGAGGGUUUUGUUGCCACGGAGACUGAGACGUCGCCACCGGAGACCGUUGGGGUCAGCGGUGAUGUCAGCUGGUUGGCUAGUUACAUUGGUGACGUGGAGCGGUUUCUAUACUCCAGGCCCCAGAUGCCCACCCCAAACCCCAUACCAAGCCCCCUGUCUGGGCCUGAGGAUCAGGAAAGUCCCCUGGCUCCGCAAGGCCUGCCCUCCCCGGCUGACUGGAGCUCCUUCCUGCAUGCGUCACUCAGUGGAGAGGGCCCAGACACCAACCCUGCCCACCUCACACUGACAGAGGCAGAGCAAAGAGAACUGUACGAGGCUGCAAGACACGCCCACCACACCCUCAGAAAGUACAAGGGCCGGCCAAUCCAGGAGCAACGUAAAGAGACCGUAGCAGUGGUCCAGCGCUGCUAUAAGAAAUACAAACAGCUGUCAUGGAUAGCCUUGAAGUAUGCACUUUAUAAGAGGAUGACGCUGGCAGCCAUUUUGAUCCAGAGCCGCUUCCGCAGUUUCCACGAACAGAGGAAGUUCCAGCAGAGCCGGCGAGCAGCAGUACUGAUCCAGCAAUACUACCGCAGCUACAGACACUCUCUCAGCAGUCUCCUCACUAAGAGACAGAACCAGGCUGCCCGUAAGAUCCUGAGGUUCCUGCUCAGAUGCCGCCACAGGGCAAGAGAGCAGAGAAAGGCCAGGGGUCCUGAGAGCCCACGACCCAGUCCAACACAGAGCCCCCUCAUCCUGUGAGCUCCUCUACACCCUUCUCUUCCCUCUCCUCCUCUCCCUUCCUCCCUCGGUCUCACACAGGGGCAACUCUCUUUUCCUCCCUCUCCUCAUACCACUCUCACAAUGGGACUACUUCACAGUCCACACUCCUCUAAUCCAAACAGGCUGCUAACACUCAAACAGGAGAAUGAGGAGGGAUACAUGGCAACUAUAUCACUGAGACAACACAGAGACAACUCUCCUCUCUCUCUCUCCUCCCUCCUCUGCUCUGAUGAACGUAUGGACCUGGCUCUGGCCACAGCAUCGCUUUGCUUUCCCCUUCCUCCAGAUCACAGGGAGGAAACUACAUUACCCUGCCUGGCAUCUUUGCACUCUUCACAGAUAGAUCAAUGUUUUCUACAAGAGCAGAAAAGAACAAGAGAAAAAGAUCAGGAUGCAGCUGAAGAUGAACAUUUUGUUAUCGAAAGUGUUCGAUACGGAGAAUGGGAUGAUUGGUUUUCUCAUAUGGGCAACAUUUGCAUUGACAUGCAUAAUCUAUAUUGGACCUGUUGUACUUGCUGUAUAAAUGAUACAUUUUAGGAAAGGAAAACAUAAACCAAAUAUCACUCCCAUAUCCUGUAUGCAUGCACUGUUUUUCACUAGCUCUUCUCCUCCCAUGGCUUUUAUGGCAGUUGGCAAAGUCAAUGUGAUCACCACACUCUGAUUGGCUGGCUAGACAGGUCAACCAGUCACCCAGUCCCCCAAAAGAGAAGUACUACACUUGAAUGUAAGAAGAACAUUAACAGAUAGGGGUUUAGGUGUAAAUAACAGUGUCUUAAUUUGUUAUAUUGACUUGUCUAUGAAGUCAUUCUCUGAAGCAGCAUUUUGCUAGCCUGAUGUGUGAGUCUGUGUUUGUUGAAUCUAAUGCAUGUGUUUGAGCUGUGAGCUCCUGCAUGCGAACCAAACUUGUUUGUUUUGUAUUUAUGUGUAGUGGUGUCUCACUUCUGUCCUCAUUGACUAUCUCUACCCUGUGUUUAUCAUGUGCUCUAUGUAAGGAAAAUAACCUGGCUUUUCUGUUUUUAUUUAUGUAUUAUUUAUCUCUUUUUUUAUUUUGUCUUUUGUUAAUUUUUCUUAUUUACCUUGUUCUGUUUUUCAUUUAAUUUACAGUAAGAAAAGGGCAUAUUAGCCCGAGUCAGUUUUAUCCCCCUAUUGUGUGGUAAUGUGUGGUAAUAUGUGACAUAUUCGGUUCAGAUGGUUAUCUGUCUCUGUCAAUUUGUUCUUAACAUGAACUUCAAAAAGCCACAUAUGGUUUUGAGGAGAGUGUCACAUUGCAUUGCCUUGACUUCUUAUAGUCUGUGAGAAGUCCCUAUACUUACUAUACGCUAGCCCCUGUCUAGGACAUGGGUCCCUAUAUUAGCCCUUAUAGAGUUUAGCCCAACCCAUAUUUUUGACUAUUUAGCGUCUCUGUACAUAAAAUGACGAGGUAUGGGUAUAUAUGGAGACCCUGGAUCUUUUUCAUGAGAAAAGACUGUAUUUAAGAAUAUAUAUUAUUUUACUUCUAUAACAACAAUAUGAGCAGAUAGAGACCCGGGUAUACGGAUAGAGACCCGGGUAUACAGAUAGAGACCCGGGUAUACAGAUAGAGACACGGGUAUACAGGACAAUUGUAUUGUUUGUAAAUAAUGUAAAUACUAACCAUGGAUCUAUGUGCAUGAGAAAAUAAGACAAAGAAACGGGGCAAGAAAAUCAACAUACAUUUUUUUGUGGCUAUGGACUGUAAGAGGAUUUGAACUACUUCACUUUACAAGUGUUUGAUAUAAGUGUUAUUGAAGAACAUUUUGCUAACGCAUGACAUUGAUGAAAUCUUAGGUUAAAACAAGUGAUAUAAAGAAUAAGGGCAGAAAGCAAAAUGUAUACACAUCAUGCUUUUGAUUUCAGGCUAGCAAGAAUGAAAUCAUUUUGCUAGUGGUGCCAAGUAUUAUGAAUUCUACUUUCCCCUAGGAUUAGCGCAGGAGUUUUUCCUGACCAUGUGGUCACUUGUUCAGGAAAAACUCCUGGUCCAGGAGGUAAAACAUACACGUAUUAAAUAUACUGUACACAGUCAUCUCAAGCAACUGAAGGGUGGGAAAGCAAGGAGAACUUCAUAAUCGAUUCUUGUAAAGUGUACACAGAAUGAGUUCCUGUCAGGUGUCAAAACCAAACAAGCUGGUGAUGUUACUGUUUCUGUUAGUGUGGUCCUCUGUGGCUCAGUUAGGAAGAGCGUUGUGCUGGCAAUGCCAAGGUUGUUGGUUCAUUUCCUGCAGGGAUCACACACAUACUCAAAAUGUAUGCCCUCACUGUACUAAGUUACUUUGGAUAAAAGUGUCUGCUAAGGGGUAUAUACUUUUAUGUUAAUGCAUUGCAGAUUUGAAACUUUCAUCUCUUAGCUUCAGACAGAUGUUUUCCCCUACACAUUCCUCAGCAUGUAAUUGCCAAUAGUGUUACAAUGAGGCAUUUCCUUCCCUGGAGUGUCUUACAGAUUUGCUUUGACUGAUGAUUAUGACCAGUUUGGUUUAGAAAGUGCCUACUCAUAUACAGAACGUGCAAGCUAAUAUCAAGAACCCACUAUAUGUCUCCAAAUGAGUUAACCCAUUCCCUCUAUAGUUUCCCAAAUUGUGUGUGACGAUUAUUCUACACAGAAGAUUGGCGCCCAGUCUUAUUUUGAACUCUAAUUUGUUAGUGAUUCCUACACCUAAGUGUAUAUGCAUUGAAAAUAUUCCAUUGUUAAAAGACAGCGACAAGUUGGCUAUAGCAGAAACAGACUGAUACUAGUCCUGCUUUUGGUCCUCUCAGCAGAUGAUGUAUUCUACUCCUCCUACCAGGGAGACACUGAGUAGUGGAUCCCAGCAUGGGAUCAUUUGGGUUGCUACAUUAUAACAAAAUGUCCGUAGCUCUGAUUUGCCCCCUACAUGUAUUUAUUUGUGAGAAGUAAACAUGGACAACGUUUCAAUCCUCAUAGGGAUCUCAGUUAGGUUGCCAGGUCAUGCCAUAUCUCUGACUGGGCUGGUUGAUAUAUUAUAGGCUAAAUUCUGCAUGGCACAUUCACGCCCAUUUUGCAGUAAUGGCAGUACAUGUAGGCCUAGACACUGUCAUAUAGAUACCUUGGGUUAAAUAUGGCAGAGUCUUUAGUGAGACGUAGAGCACAAGAAACCCUCUUUCUGGAAUUCAACUGCUGUAUGGUCAUUCUCAAGGUGCAAAUAUCUGUUUUGAACGUUGAUAAAGUGUAUUCUUCUGCAUGGAAAUUGCACGACAUUUCACUUUAUUUAUCAUCUGUUCAGUCCUGGCAGUAAUGUUCUUCCAACGUUCUUCUAUAAAAACAUAUCUUAGCUGGAGCUAACUUCACAGACAGAGACAUGCACACGACUCACUCGGUCAUCUCACAAUCUCCAAUCUCGCACACACAUCACUCUCUCUUUUCUUUUUUCUCAGGGAGCAGUAACUCCCUCAGAUUUAAACUCAGGGUUCUAGAAUGGCUUGGGGGUGUGGAGUAGGCCCUGUGUGUGUGUGUGUGUGUGUUAAUCAGCCAAUUGUGAUUAGGCUAUACCUCCUCUUUCAUGAGAUGACAGUGGCGAUGACCCCACCGAGAGGUGGCAGACUGAGCUCUUGUUCACAGGGAGUUGGCCUGAGAUGGGUGCCACACACAUCAUCCCAUCUAUAAAGGACUUCCACUUCCAAACACCUGAGACACAACAUAUAACAUAUAUAAUACAAACAUUCAAAUAUAUGUAGAGCCUCACAAAGAAGACAAUAAUAUCCUCUCUAGGGCCUGGAGUGGUUUUCCUGACCAGGAAAAACUCUGGGCAUAGUCUUUAUGGCCCAGGAAUUAUUCAUGUUGGAAAGGCUCUCCAGCUUAUCGCUGUUUCACUCUGUAGUCAACUCUUGAAUGCGCUUAAUCAUUUUAUACCCUGGCCUGGAACUGUGCCCUCCAACCACAUCACAGCUACACUAACAGAAACACAGAGAGGGGCUGCUGUUUAAAGGGGGUGAAUUCACACUGGAUAAGGCUUUCCACUGAAACACACAGAGCAAUAAACAAACAUAUAUACAUUUUCUAAAUGAGGAUCUGUAAAUUUAAGUAAGCGUAGAGAUCAGUUUGUAGAGAAAAACAUAAGCUAUGUCACAGGCAACUUUGACUUCCUCUAAGGAAACUGGGCCACAUUCAGUAGCCGAACGUUGCAGAUAGAAAUUCUAUGAAUAUAGCUGACGUGAUUCCUUAUUCUACAUGUCAGAGAGGCAUGUUUGUUCUACAUGCCAUAUUUCUAUCUGAACAUAACAAAACUCUGUGUCCUGCCGAAUUCGCUCCCGGGCAAGCUGCACAGAGGUGACCUCUGACCCAGAGGUUAAAGGUCAAAUAAGAGAUAAAUUAUGAAAUACAGGCCGUAGUUAUAACGGGCUAUGGGCUAACAUCACUCUGCAUGUUUAAAUAGUGCUAGCUAGACUUCUCCCUCUCUUUCUCUUUUCCUCUCUCAUCCCUAGCUUUGUUCCCUCCUAUUUUGUGUUCUUCAUGCCCCCUCUCUCUCUUUAUCUCUCUCUCUUUCUACCUCUUUCCCUCUUUUGUAAGUGAAUUUUUUAUAAUGUGCAUGUAUACGCAUCAAUAAAUAGUUGAAUAUGUUUUUAAAAAUAAUCUUCUGCUGCUGAGGCCAUGCAAAGUGUUUUGAAUUGCCCUUAUAUGUGGAAAAUGUAUUUUGAAUGCUUUACAUAAUUUCUGCUGUAAAAUGAAAUCUGAGUAAAAAGAAAAUUUGCACUUUA
Molecule: messenger RNA, 9506 nt
Organism: Salmo salar (Atlantic salmon)
Lineage: Eukaryota; Metazoa; Chordata; Actinopteri; Salmoniformes; Salmonidae
Source: RefSeq, a predicted model, not a curated record